CCUUCCAAGGACGCAGAAACGAUCAAGCGUAGACAGUCGGUAGCCCAAAUGCUUCUGAAACUGCCGCCCACCUGCAAGGCCUUGAUUCGUGGUCUGGACGUUGAUUGGCUCUUUCAUCUAACGAAGGUCGUGCAGGAUUCCAAAUUUUCCCUCCUGGCAGAGUUUAUCGAAAAGGAGCGCAAGGCUGGAACUGUCUACCCUCCUCCUGAUCAGGUCUUUUCCUGGAGCAAGCUGACAAAGCCGAAGAAUGUACGAGUGGUUAUUCUGGGUCAGGAUCCCUACCACGGACCCAACCAGGCCCACGGAUUGGCCUUCUCAGUGCAGCGGCCGACCCGGCCGCCGCCCAGCCUGGUGAACAUGUUCAAGGAGAUUUCGUCAGACUGUGCUGAUCAGUUGGCCUCCGCCCAACCCCCUCGCCAAUGGCCCCCCAAACACGGCGAUUUGACCAACUGGGCCAAGCAGGGCGUCCUUCUGCUCAAUGCUGUGUUGACCGUGCGUCAAGGACAGCCCAACUCCCACAAGGAUCGUGGCUGGGAGAAGCUCACCAAUACCGUAGUUAAAAGCCUCAACGAGGAAGGCUCGGCGCAUGCCUCCUACAUCGACGCCAAGCGGCACCUCAUACUGCGCGCACCACAUCCCUCUCCUCUGUCUGCCAGCAGGGGCUUCUUCGGUUGUAAACACUUCAGCCAAACCAAUGAGUAUCUUCGUCAGAAUAAGAGGACCCCAAUAGACUGGACUGACCUUUAA
This is a messenger RNA of Dibothriocephalus latus, 747 nucleotides long. NCBI's taxonomy places the organism in Eukaryota, Metazoa, Platyhelminthes, Cestoda, Diphyllobothriidea, Diphyllobothriidae. The record is from the annotation of a GenBank genome assembly.